ACAAUGUCAUUGGAUGGAAAUGAGUGGGAGCUGAGCAAGGAGAAUGUGCAGCCUCUGAGGCAGGGGCGAGUGAUGGCUACAUUGCAGGAAGCCUUGGCUCAGCAGGAUGUUUCCAUCCACACAGCCAUCCAGCAGCAAAAGCGGGAAUUUGAAUCUGAAAUUCGUUUUUACUGUGGAGAUGAUCCACUGGAUGUCUGGGACAGGUAUAUUAAAUGGACAGAGCAGACUUUUCCUCAAGGUGGUAAAGAGAGCAAUCUCUCUGCAGUGUUGGAGAGAGCUGUUAAAGCAUUGAAUGAGCAGCAGAGAUAUUACCAAGAUCCCCGGUACCUUAACCUCUGGCUUAAAUUUGGCAACUGUUGUAGUGAACCUCUGGACCUAUACAGCUAUCUGCACAGCCAGGCAAUAGGCACAUCACUUGCACAGCUCUACAUCACCUGGGCAGAGGAACUUGAGGCAAGAGGAAACUACAAGAAAGCUGACUUGAUAUUCCAGGAUGGGCUCAUGUGCAAAGCUGAGCCUUUGGACAAACUACUGUCCCAUCACAGGGAGUUCCAGGCCCGUGUGUCUCGGCAGGCCUUGGAAGGUCUUGACGAUGAUUGUGAUGUGGAAGAUCAGUUUAGCGGUCUUGCUUCUGAACCCCAAAGAACCACGUUGGCAGAACUGAAAGGGAAAGGAAAGAAAAUGGUGAAGGCACCAAUCAGUCGUGUAGGAAAUGCUGUGAAGUUCCCGAGCCAAGGGCAGAGACUCCAGAAUACAUCAUCUCAGCAAACAUCAAAUCACCUUAACUUUGCUGUAUUCGAUGAAAACAAAGUUGUGGCUUCUAGACCUGAUCUUCCAUCACUUGUACCACAGCCGUGGGUUGCACCUCCAACAGUGAAGGCUAAGGAAAAUGAAUUAAAGGCAGGACCUUGGACCAUGGGCAGGCGUCCUCGGACCAGUGCGGACUCUGAUUCUGUGGUUCCUGCUGUGACCCCCAGUUUUACCCCAUAUGUUGAAGAGUCUGCACAGCAACAGGCCAUGACUCCUUGUAAAAUAGAGUCUAGCAUAAACUGUGUGUUAAGUGCUCGAAAGCCUGGGAAAGAGGAGGAUCCGCUCCAUCGUGUGCAAAGCCAUCAGCAAGAUGAUCAGGAAAAGAAAGAACAGCCGAUGUAUUGCAAAGACAAAGUGUAUGCUGGAGUGGAGGAGUUUUCCUUGGAGGAAAUCAGAGCUGAAAUCUACAGAAAGAAAGCAAAAAAGAGAAGGGAAGAAGAACUACAGACCAUAGCACAGAAGAAAGCUGAAUUACAAAGAAAGAUUGAGGAGAUGGAAAAGGUGGUGAGGGGGCAGCAAGGAAAUGAUGAGCAAAGAUCAUAUGCCCAGCAAGCAGUAGAGCAGAAGCCUGCAGCUAUGACUUCUGACGUGGACGAGGAUCUGAAGCCUCCUGCAACCGAAAGACAACUCACUCUGAUGAAUACUGAAGUAUUGGUUGAAGGAUCUUUUUCAGACUGCUUUUCCUUGAAAAGCAAUUUUGAACUUCCUGAAAAUGUUCAAUGCAAGUCGUCAUGCUCUAUUGAUUCGGAGAUCCUCCCUGCAGUAAAUCCUAUGCCUUUCUCUAUUUUUGAUGAGUCAUCUGCUUUGGAAAAUGAAUGUGCCAGUCUUUCUACUGGCCCUUCAUUAGUACAUGCCAGACGUCCUCUUGCUCGCAAACCUUCAGAAAGUAUCACUGCCAAGGAAAACAUACCUCCUGAAAAUCCUGAUGCACUCCACGGAAUUGAACCCUUGAGUGAAGAUGCAGUUGUCACAGGCUCGUACAAAAAUAAAUCUCUCUGUCCUAGUCCUGAUGACACGUGUGACUUCGUUAGGGCUGCCCACCUGGUGUCAACCCCUUUCCAUGGGAUAGUGGAACAGAGAAAUAAGCUUGAUGGCAAACCAAAGGAAGUCUAUCCAGACUCUAAGUCUACAUCUCUGAGCCAGCAAACAGUUGUGAGUGAAAAUCAGUAUGCUGAGGCAAUCUUUGUGAAAAAACUGAGCCCAAUUAUGGAGGCAAGUCAGGAAGAUACCAGAUCUUCUGCAUCUUCAGGUUCCCCUACACAAAUCUCCACCAUUAAAUUCCAGCAAAUUCCAGUGAACCUGGAGUUGGUUCAUAGUUCUACUGAUGAAAUCACCAGUGAUGUUGACAGUGCUUCUAGUGACUCUCCUAAGAUGUUGAGGAAUGCUGAGCAACGCAGACAGCUCUUGCAACCUCUUCCAGGCUUGUUGACAAAUUCUGCUGCCUUUAAAUUGGAGACUCAGCCAAUGCCUUGGAUGGAAUUGGAAAAAGAAGUCCAUCUUGGGGAUGACGUUUACAGUAUUACUCGUGAAUAUUUGAUCAGUGAGGAUGACAAGAUGUUUUCUGCAGUGCCAGCCAACUUUGCACAUGAGGUCUCAACAGCCUUUUUAAUAAAGGUCCACUCUGAAUCAGUGCCGUGGGACUUUUACAUCUUGCUGCAGCUGCAAGAGCGUCUAGGUGCUGCGUUUGAUCAGAACUUUAGUGAAAACUGCACUUGUUUCUUAUACCACAAUGGUUGUGUGACUCUACAUAAGAAGAUAAACUGCAUUACUCUCCAGGAUAUGAUCCAACGUUGUAAAGUUAUCCCGCAAGAAGUGAUCAUGCUGAUUGCUGACAGUCUCCUAGAAAUGGUGGAGAAACUGCAUAAAGCGGAGAUAGUCCAUGGGAAUCUGCAUCCAGGGACAUUGUUCUUGGGAGACAGAAUUUGCAACCCAUUUGCCAUGGCUGAGACUACAAGUGCUCUGAAGAUAGUGGAUUUUUCUCACAGCCUAGACCUGCAGCUACAGCCGACAAUGAAUUCACUGAAAAGCUUUCCAGUAGCUCAGACCCAGUAUGGGCAACAGAUCCUUGAUGAAAAAUCUCUUCCUUACCAGGUGGACUUGCUUGGCAUUGCAGACACAGUCCAUCUGAUGUUGUUUGGAGAACAUAUGCAAGUUCAUCAGGAAAAAGGCUGCUGGAAAACUAAUGGAGACUUAUCCCAGUAUGCUGACGGUGAUUUGUGGAGUAAUUUUUUUGAGAGAAUUCUGAAUGCAGAUGGUAAACCUACUGUGCUUUUGCUGAGAGAGCUGAGAGAGGAAUUGAAGAGUGCAUUUGACAGUUCUUUCCCUGAACGCCUCGGCGAUUCCUUGACAAAGCUGGAAGACAUUCUUCAUGUUGAAAAUAUCUUCUGAACCAGAGAAAGUAUCCUAAAAUCUCUGUUUCACUGUCCACUCUCAACCACCCUGAGGCAAAUGAAAAAGUUCAUUCUUGCUUCUCUUUCACUGCUAGAGUAUAAACAGUUGAAACUGUUUCCGCAUUUAUUUCUUCAUGACCUGUUAAAAAAAAUGCUAAAUGCCUUAAUUAUAUGUACAGUGGCAGAUAUCUCUGUAGCAUUACAACUUGUGUAUAGCCGUUCAAAUGUCUUCAGUAUCCAUCACUUUGUG
Elgaria multicarinata webbii is the source of this 3450-nucleotide messenger RNA. RefSeq names its product BUB1 mitotic checkpoint serine/threonine kinase B (gene BUB1B). The coding region runs from base 4 to 3198 and encodes 1064 amino acids. The transcript is spliced from 22 exons. Gene Ontology annotation, biological process: mitotic spindle assembly checkpoint signaling; meiotic sister chromatid cohesion, centromeric. The record is from RefSeq and is a predicted model, not a curated record. Lineage: Eukaryota; Metazoa; Chordata; Lepidosauria; Squamata; Anguidae. Gene Ontology annotation, molecular function: protein kinase activity. Gene Ontology annotation, cellular component: nucleus.